This is a messenger RNA of Lutra lutra (Eurasian river otter), 1803 nucleotides long. RefSeq names its product glycolipid transfer protein (gene GLTP). Gene Ontology annotation, molecular function: ceramide 1-phosphate binding; ceramide 1-phosphate transfer activity. Bases 166 to 795 code for a protein of 209 amino acids. The transcript is spliced from 5 exons. Gene Ontology annotation, cellular component: membrane; cytosol; cytoplasm. Lineage: Eukaryota; Metazoa; Chordata; Mammalia; Carnivora; Mustelidae. The record is from RefSeq and is a predicted model, not a curated record. Gene Ontology annotation, biological process: ceramide transport; intermembrane lipid transfer.
CGCUCGGCUACGCUGGGCGCGGCGCGAGCGGAAGUGGCGACGCUGGCGUCCCCGGAGUCUGCGGCGGGCGGCAGUGACGGCCCCAGCGCUGACGGCGGCGGCCCGGGGGGCGGCGUGGACGCCCACGGCGCCGGCUGGGGCAUCACCGCCGGCCUCGACCCCGAAAUGGCGCUGCUGGCGGAGCACCUGCUGAAGCCGCUGCCCGCGGACAAGCAGAUCGAGACGGGGCCCUUCCUGGAGGCGGUGUCCCACCUGCCGCCCUUCUUCGAUUGCCUCGGGUCCCCAGUGUUUACUCCCAUCAAGGCAGACAUAAGCGGCAACAUCACGAAAAUCAAGGCGGUUUAUGACACCAACCCAGCCAAGUUCCGGACCCUGCAGAAUAUCCUGGAGGUGGAGAAGGAAAUGUACGGAGCAGAGUGGCCCAAAGUGGGAGCCACGCUGGCACUCAUGUGGCUGAAAAGAGGCCUCCGUUUCAUCCAGGUCUUCCUCCAGAGCAUCUGUGACGGGGAGCGGGAUGAGAAUCACCCCAACCUCAUCCGUGUCAACGCCACCAAGGCCUACGAGAUGGCCCUCAAGAAGUAUCAUGGCUGGAUCGUGCAGAAGAUCUUCCAGGCAGCGCUGUAUGCGGCUCCCUACAAGUCCGACUUCCUGAAAGCACUCUCCAAGGGUCAGAACGUGACGGAGGAGGAGUGCCUGGAGAAGGUCCGCCUCUUCCUGGUCAACUACACGGCCACCAUUGACGUCAUCUACGAGAUGUACACCAAGAUGAACGCUGAGCUCAACUACAAGGUGUAGGCACGACCGGGGCAGGGGGCCCCUCACAGCACCUGGAGAACCCGAAUCACUGUGAAUCAAGCCGGCAGGCCACCCCUGGAGCCACCCAGAGGCCGGUGGAGGCCUGCAGGGGACGGCAAGCCCUGAUUUUCUUUUUUUAAAAAGUCAUUUUGGGUGGUUAUCCUAACGGAGCAAUAUAUAACAGUCCUACUUCCGAAUCCCCUUUGAAUUUCACAACAGCACAGACUGACUUCCAUCCCUCCAUUUCAGUGUGGUAAAAAUCAAUUAAUGUUUCUAAUCAAGUCCUAAGGGUUUUUUUUUUCCCCUUUCUCUCUUUUUUUCUUCCUCCCCAUGCGGAGCAUAACUCUGGGGGGAGCUGUGUGUCAUACACCUCACUUGAAAAAGAAGCACAUGUCCUUAGGAUCCAACCAAAUGAUGUUUUGGGUAUUUUAAGGACCAUGAGGAGUUUGAUUUAAAAUUACACAGGGCCCCUGCAGUGGGCAUUUUUUUUUUUUUUUUUUAAAGCAAACUGGUGUGUCUUCUCAUGUGGUUUGUAUGGCCUGACCUCACAACACUGUCAUUAUCGAUCCUGCUUUUUCUUACUGUCUUUGGCCAGACGGUGUUUUUAUAGCUGAAACCAACCAGCAAGCCUUUGAUGGGCAAGUGGGGGGGGGUGUUAUUUUAAAGCUAUCAGGCACAAAUAAGUGACCACAGUUGACUAUAUUUGCAUUCUUCUGCAUAGUAGUUUUCUUCAGGGACAGCUUUUCCAACCUAAGAAACUACCGACCAUGUGUAUUCUCUCAAAGGGGGAGAGGGCAAACCCUCCCAUCUGCUGAGACCCAGGGAAACGCCUCACUGCCUUAACUGUCCUUCCUGGCACUAAAAAGAGCUGUAUUUUUUAACGCGUUGGGGUAAACAGAGCAACCCCAGAGGAACUGAUGUGUGUUACAAACCCAAUGAGGAACAAUUGGUGAUUUUUAUGCGAGAAACUAAAUGAUCCUUAAUAAAUAAAUCUUUAUUUUGGAAUCA